CGCCCCCUGCCUCCCCAGUCGCGCCGGUGGCUGGACGGGAGCGGAGGGGAGCGGGUCCAUCCGCGCUGCCAGCCCGCCCCGUCCCGUCCUGAGCCGGCCCGAGGGGCAGCGCUGGCGGGGAGCCGCCGCCCCAUGCGCUGAGCGGCGGCGGGAUGGGGCCGCGGGGCACGGGCGGCUGGGCCGGCCGCGCCGGGGCGCCGGCUCCCGGUCGGACGUGCCUCCUGCCGCUGCUGCUGUGCGCCGCGCUCCGGAGCCUGCGGGCCAGCCCCGGCAGCGAGGUGAAUUUACUGGACUCACGUACAGUAAUGGGGGAUCUAGGAUGGAUUGCCUACCCAAAAAAUGGGUGGGAAGAAAUUGGUGAGGUGGAUGAAAACUACGCUCCGAUACACACAUACCAAGUAUGCAAGGUAAUGGAACAGAAUCAGAACAACUGGCUUCUGACCAGCUGGAUCUCCAAUGAGGGGGCAUCCCGCAUCUUCAUUGAGCUCAAAUUCACCCUGAGGGACUGUAACAGCCUUCCAGGAGGACUUGGGACCUGCAAGGAGACUUUCAACAUGUACUACUUUGAGUCCGAUGAUGAAGACGGGAGGAACAUCAAAGAAAACCAGUACAUCAAGAUUGAUACCAUUGCUGCUGAUGAGAGCUUCACAGAGUUAGACCUUGGCGACAGAGUGAUGAAGCUCAACACGGAGGUGAGAGACGUGGGGCCCCUGACAAAGAAGGGAUUUUACCUGGCUUUCCAGGACGUGGGUGCCUGCAUCGCCCUGGUCUCCGUGCGCGUGUACUACAAGAAGUGCCCGUCGGUGAUCCGCAACCUGGCCCGCUUCCCCGACACCAUCACGGGUGCGGAUUCCUCGCAGCUUCUGGAGGUGUCGGGCGUCUGCAUCAACCACUCGGUGACUGAGGAGGCACCCAAGAUGCACUGCAGUGCGGAGGGGGAAUGGCUGGUGCCCAUCGGGAAGUGCUUGUGCAAGGCAGGCUAUGAGGAGAAGAACAACACCUGCCAAGUAUGCAGACCUGGGUUCUUCAAAGCUUCACCCCACAGUCCAUCCUGCAGCAAAUGUCCCCCUCACAGCUACACACUUGAUGAAGCAUCCACAUCUUGCCUGUGUGAAGAACACUAUUUUAGGAAGGAAUCAGACCCACCUACAAUGGCCUGUACAAGACCCCCCUCUGCUCCUCGGAGUGCCAUCUCAAAUGUUAACGAGACUAGUGUCUUUCUGGAAUGGAUUCCCCCUGCUGAUACUGGUGGAAGGAAAGAUGUGUCUUAUUAUAUUGCAUGCAAGAAGUGCAGCUCACACUCGGGUCUGUGUGAGGCGUGUGGCGGUCAUGUCAGGUACCUCCCCCAGCAAACCGGCCUGAAAAACACCUCUGUCAUGAUGGUGGAUCUGCUUGCUCACACAAACUAUACCUUUGAAAUUGAGGCAGUGAAUGGAGUGUCCGACCAGAGCCCCGGAGCCCGGCAGUUUGUGUCUGUAAAUGUAACCACAAACCAGGCAGCACCUUCUCCAGUCAGUACUGUGAAAAAAGGGAAGAUAACUAAAAAUAGCAUCUCCCUUUCCUGGCAGGAGCCAGAUCGACCCAAUGGCAUCAUCCUGGAAUACGAAAUCAAAUAUUUUGAAAAGGACCAGGAGACGAGCUACACCAUCAUCAAGUCCAAAGAGACGACGAUUACGGCGGAUGGCUUGAAGCCAGGCUCGGCGUACGUCUUCCAGAUCCGAGCCCGCACGGCUGCCGGCUACGGGGGCUUCAGCCGCAGGUUCGAGUUCGAAACCAGCCCAGUGUCAGUAGCUGCAUCCAGCGACCAGAGCCAGAUUCCUAUAAUUGUUGUGUCUGUAACAGUGGGAGUCAUUCUGCUGGCUGUUGUUAUCGGUUUCCUUCUCAGCGGAAGUUGCUGCGAUCAUGGCUGUGGGUGGGCUUCUUCUCUGCGUGCUGUUGCCUAUCCGAGCCUAACAUGGCGAUGUGGCUAUAGCAAGGCUAAGCAAGAUCCAGAAGAAGAAAAGAUGCAUUUUCAUAAUGGCCACAUUAAGCUGCCUGGAGUGAGGACCUAUGUGGACCCCCACACCUACGAGGACCCUAAUCAAGCUGUCCACGAGUUUGCUAAGGAAAUUGAAGCUUCAUGCAUAACCAUUGAAAGAGUUAUCGGAGCUGGUGAAUUUGGGGAAGUCUGCAGUGGGAGGCUGAAGCUGCAGGGAAAGCGUGAGUUUCCAGUGGCUAUCAAAACCCUGAAGGUGGGUUACACAGAGAAACAGAGAAGAGAUUUCUUGGGAGAAGCAAGCAUCAUGGGGCAGUUUGACCACCCCAACAUCAUCCACCUGGAAGGUGUUGUCACAAAAAGCAAACCAGUAAUGAUAGUGACUGAAUACAUGGAGAAUGGCUCUCUGGAUACAUUUUUAAAGAAGAAUGAUGGGCAGUUCACCGUCAUCCAGCUGGUUGGGAUGCUGCGAGGCAUCGCCUCAGGAAUGAAGUACCUGUCUGACAUGGGUUAUGUGCACAGAGAUCUGGCCGCCAGAAACAUCCUGAUCAACAGCAACUUGGUCUGCAAGGUGUCAGACUUUGGCCUCUCCAGAGUCCUAGAAGAUGACCCUGAAGCAGCGUAUACAACCAGGGGAGGGAAGAUCCCCAUUCGAUGGACAGCGCCUGAAGCGAUCGCCUUCCGCAAAUUCACGUCUGCCAGCGACGUCUGGAGCUACGGCAUUGUGAUGUGGGAGGUGAUGUCCUACGGCGAGCGGCCCUACUGGGAAAUGACAAACCAAGAUGUGAUUAAAGCCGUGGAGGAAGGCUAUCGCCUGCCAAGUCCCAUGGACUGCCCUGCUGCUCUCUACCAACUAAUGCUCGACUGCUGGCAGAAAGACCGCAACAGCAGGCCCAAGUUUGACGAAAUUGUCAGCAUGUUGGACAAGCUCAUCCGUAACCCCAGCAGCCUGAAGACCUUGGUUAAUGCAUCAAGCAGAGUGUCAAAUCUGUUGGUAGAGCACAGUCCAGUCGGGAGUGGUGCCUACAGGUCCGUGGGUGAGUGGCUGGAAGCCAUCAAAAUGGGCCGAUACACAGAGAUCUUCAUGGAGAAUGGAUACAGUUCAAUGGAUGCAGUGGCUCAGGUGACCCUAGAAUGGCUUGCUGAACUAGUUUCACAAUUCAGUGGAGGCAGAAAUGAAAGCAUGUCCCCCUGAGAAGGUAGACACCUUUUGCAGGUGCUGCAGCCUUUUCUGUGCCAGGGAUUUGAGACGUCUGGGAGUGACACUUGUUGGUCACCAGAAGAAGAUAAUGAACAGCCUUCAAGAGAUGAAGGUCCAGUUGGUGAAUGGGAUGGUGCCAUUGUAACACGGUUUUUAAAGUUGCUUCCUCAAGUGGGUCGGUCCUGCACUUUGUACUCUAGCCCUGAGAUUUAUUUUGACUAAAAAAAACCAAGAAAAGAUAAAAAGGGAAAUUCAGUGAUUUCUAUAACUGAAGGACAUUGGCCUCUGCUGCAGCAUUUCUAAAGCAGUGUUUGACUAAAGUUUUGCUUUUCUUCCUAUUUGUGUCCUCAUUUUCAUGAAGUCAAUGUAAGAUGCAUGGAACGUGGAAACGAGUCUGCUGUACAUGAGGUUAACCAGUCUCUUAAGCUUCAGCGGUGAUGACAAGCCUUCCACCACGUGUUGUCUGUACAUGGGAGGUACAUCUAUAUAUAUAGCACCUUUGUAUACUGAAUUACAGCAGCACAUGGUAAUGCUUCAAAGGACUGACUUGAAUGGCAGAUUUUUGUGGCCAUUCAUGGACUGCCAGUAGCUGCAGUUUGCUGAAGUAUAACUUCGAGUCUUACUUGUCUACAGAAGUGUAUUGAAGAGCAAUAUGAUUAGAUUAUUUCUCGAUAGAUAUUUUGUUUUGUAAAUUUAAAGAAAAGAAAAAAUAUGCUGUUACACAGCAUUAAGUUAUAGAGAAGACUAGCAUAUAAACAUGUCGCUUGCUUCAUGGCAAAUACAAUACAGGGUGUAUAUUUUGUUUUCCUCCUUCUGUGUUACCAAGUUUUUUUAUUUGCUCUUUGGGGAGGAUAAUACAUGUUGACAAUGUAUAUACUGUACAGUUUGCUACGCAUCAGGUACAAGAUUUGGGCUCUUUCCUUGGUUUGUUCCUUCUUUCCUCCUUUUACUCAGUCUCCCUUUUGUGUUACCCCUAUGCUUUGUAUUUUUGCUGCAGUUUGGUUUGAUCAAUACAUAAAGCUUUCAGGAGUUUUCAUUAUGUAUAUGAGGUAGAAGGAAGUUGCUUAAAUAAAAUAUGUUACCCCCCUCUUCUUUUACACCAUGGGUUGAGGACAUCCAGAAGAAGAGAAGUAAAACAUCUGGCUCUUGAUGUCCUCCAGCAACAACGUGGCAUUGAUUUUUCUGUGUCCUGGCCAAAGGUGACAUGGGUUGCCUCUGCACAGGUUCUUUAUCCCAGCAUCCAUCACCCAGUGCAGCCAUCACCUCUGUUCCCAGAGCCCAGGAGAGAAAGCAUGAGGUGGUUUUAGCUGGAAGGAAGGAAUUUUGUUGUUCCUUUUCUGAUGAUGUUGGUUAAGUCCUGGGGCACAGUUUGGAAAUGAGCCUGUGGCAUCCAGUGUGGAGAUUUUGUAGUAUUUCCCCCAGAGUGAUGGAGUGGGAUUAUUUUUGGAACUGUACUGUCCCAACCUGCCUCUCAGCAUUCUAGGUUUGCUGUGCACCUGGCCACUUUGUGACAGAGCACAGAGGGGAGGGAAGAGCAGAGUAGCCCAACAUGGUCACAGUGAUGGCAUCCUGAGGGCAAGGAGAUGCCAAUUGUCUGGGCUGGCACAGCUCAGAUCAGGACUUGGUUGUAGUUGGAGUUCAGUGUAUCCAUUAAAGCCCACGGCUGGUAUUUUCAGAGGGACCUGAGGGCAACCCAAUUCCCUGGGAAUCACACCAAGAAAUAUUCCUCCUAUUUUUUUGUAGAUAGGAUUAAACAGCACAGUUAAUUUGGUAGUCAUAGGCUGGGCUUUUAUUUUGUGAAGACUUUGAUAAGGAUUUUAAAACAGCUCAGUGGACUGCGAGGGUUUGUUGUUUCUGUAAAUGUAUUGCUUCCUUAGAGUUUGGAUAGCAUCUUGUGACAUCCUCCCUCAGCAAUAACAUCAAUAUAUAGAGUUGCUUUAGCUCCCUUCAUCCCCAGUGCUGCUGUGAGCCCAAAGAGCUCAAACAGCCAAAAGGAGGCCUGUGUCCUUCAUGUCUUGCAGAAACGGGUGUUGCAAGGCACCUGAAGCCGUUUCAAAGUCUUUCUUUCACUUCCCCCAGCCUUUGGAUGAUAUUUGAUACACAGAAUGUUUUUUUAAAGAAGGGAAGCAUCUAGGAGAAGAGGUUGAGUGGUUUUUUCCUUAGCAGCAGGGUUUCUUCAGGCAAUAUUUUCCUGUCCUGAAAUGGCCCCCUCCGCCUCUGCAACUGCUGAGUUCCUCAGGAAUCAGGAGAAAUAGGAGGGAAAAGAGCCACAGCAAGGUCUAACAAAUCUUGAUAGUGUCAUUUCUCAUCCCGUUGUUUCAUUUUGGCAGCCACCAGACCACAAAAGAGGAAGAGGGUAUCAAGACAUAACAAUUUCGACGCGGAAAAGAGAUUUGUCAUAUAAUAAAUAAGAUUAUUAGAGCUGUCAGCAGAAGAGUCUUGAGAUUAUUUGUGCCUCCCUGUCUGCAACACUUGGGAAAAUACAUGUAGGAAGACAGAAACAGCUCAUUUCAUCAGGAGGAAUCGUUCGUUUGCCUGCAUCCAUUGGUGGCACUGAGAUGCUACGAGCAAAUAUGUAGCACUUUCUGCCCAUCAUCUCCACUCAUUCCUGUCCUGUUGGCUCUGUGGGAGGAGUUUAACUCAGUCAUUUUUUUCCUGGGCUCUUAAAACCAAAAUCCUCUUUUUAUCAUUUGUAUUGCUGGAAUACCUACCAGAUGCUGGAGUAACGUUCAAAAUGACAAACCAGUGGAAAACAAAACUGCUCUUUAGCCAGACUGCAUUUGUAAAUAAUAGGGCACCUCUUCUCGCUUCCAAUAAAUAAAUAAAUAACUUUUUCUAUUUAUUUCAAGACCUGUUCUUGCUACAGAUCUCUGUAUAAUAGACUUUGUCUCGGGGGUAAAAAUAAAAUGUUGUUUUAAUGUGUAGGGUCCAAAGGUUACAGCUUCUAUGUCCAUGAGCAAAUCACAGAGACAAUGGAGGUUUUCAGUUCCCAUCCGAGAACUGCAAGAACUUUGUGUGUUGGGCCAGAUUUUAUGUAUUGGCGUGCAGCAGGACAAGACGACAGCAACAUUUGGCUGGUUAUGUUCUUGCAAAAGGCUGUAGAUGGAUUUCCUGCCCAUGGUAAGUUGGUAAGUCCAAGCACUUUGCUUUUCCAGCUCGCUAUUGCUUCAGCUGAGCCAACGGAUUCCAUUUUUUUCCAGUAUAUUUUGCUGAUAAUUGAGAGGGAGGUAGGGAGGUAUUUCAAAGGAUCCAAAAGGUGGACAGGUUUUUUUUUAUACAGUUUUUCAUUUUGGGAGAAAGAAGUGUCACCGAGAAUGGCUUGUAUAGACUGAUGCCCUUUCAUUGUGUAGCUACCACUUGGAAAAACUACUUCAGCAUUAAAAAGGAAGACUGAUAUAAAAGGGAGAAAAAUCAGUUGAAAAUGAUAUUUAUUCCUCCUAUACAUUAAGGUGAGAAGAAUAAAAAAUAAAGGUCAAAUUUUUUGUCUA
Molecule: messenger RNA, 6664 nt
Organism: Passer domesticus (house sparrow)
Lineage: Eukaryota; Metazoa; Chordata; Aves; Passeriformes; Passeridae
Gene: EPHA5
Product: EPH receptor A5
Exons: 19
Coding region: 153-3170 (1005 amino acids)
Biological process (GO): ephrin receptor signaling pathway; axon guidance; protein phosphorylation
Cellular component (GO): dendrite; plasma membrane
Molecular function (GO): ATP binding; transmembrane-ephrin receptor activity; protein binding
Source: RefSeq, a predicted model, not a curated record